This is a messenger RNA of Solenopsis invicta (red fire ant), 2162 nucleotides long. Its product is annotated as odorant receptor 56a. NCBI's taxonomy places the organism in Eukaryota, Metazoa, Arthropoda, Insecta, Hymenoptera, Formicidae. Gene Ontology annotation, biological process: sensory perception of smell; detection of chemical stimulus involved in sensory perception of smell. Bases 864 to 2072 code for a protein of 402 amino acids. The transcript has 5 exons. Gene Ontology annotation, molecular function: odorant binding; olfactory receptor activity. Gene Ontology annotation, cellular component: plasma membrane. The record is from RefSeq and is a predicted model, not a curated record.
UAUAUAUCGUACAACCUCGCGUACGCGUCGAGAAGCCACACAUCGUGUGCAAAAUCAGUUGUAAAACUUCUUUUCGAUCCUUGCGUCCUUACAUGUAACUCUUUAAUUUUUAAAGUACGCAAGCAAUUACGGACAACCUAUAUAAUUAUUUAUUAUUUUUUAAUUAUUGCUUUAAAAAUUUUUUAAAUAAUUUUAAAUAAUUAAAUCGUCUUUAAUUUAUUUGAACAUAUUUUGAUAGUUUACCAAAUAAAUGGCAAAUAAAAUUGGGAAUGCAAUAAAUUUCCUUUAUAGAGAAAAAUAUAUGUAUAUUUUAACAUGUUGAAAGAUUCAUUAUUAAUGUUAAUAGAAAUAAAUAAUUAAAUACUUAAGACAUAAAUAUAAUAUUAUUUUAACUAUAACAGGUAUUAACUUCAAUUUUUCAAUAUUUGCUAUCAUAUGUGAGGAAGGUAUAUACACUAAAAUAAAAUAAAAAUGUUAUUUGAUACAUGGAAUAUAAAAAAAAAUGUUAAUAUACGUUACAAACAUCUAUCUUUUUACAUUUCUACAAUAUCUCUUCUACGUUUCUUACGGAAAAUUGUAAAGUCGCGUCGCUACCAUGAAUAAACUUUCUUCUCGGAACGUUAACCCUUCCGUACUUUCCGGGUAAUCUUUCUUCCAUGUAAUGUUGCAAAAUAAAAAGUUGCGCGCAACAUUUCAAAGUUUCUAUACACGCAAUAUCAACGAUUUCUUCGACAUGGCUUCGAAAGAUUGUUUCAACACGCAAGCGCACACGAGGUUCCCUCCGAAUCGAACAGCGGAUCAACCGCGAUCAGUAGCAAACGAACGCGUGUCGUUUCACCAUCUGUGUCAGAUCGCGGGUCCACAUGGAGACAAUGUUUGCUAAUAAAAAUUAUAAACGCGAUAUAAACUACGUCUUUGAGCUUAGCCGUUUUGUCUUUCGUCUGCUGGGCAUCUGGCCGUACGCGCGUACCAAAACCUGGUUUCCGGAAACUAUAGAGAGACUCGUGGUGAUCCUCGUUUCCUACAUCCUCCUCACCUGCGAACUGGUCCCGGCGAUUCUCUACAUGGCCAUCGUGCAGAAAGAGACCCGCGCCAGACUCAAAGUCGUCGCCACCGUGAUAUUCACGAUGGUGGCGAUGGCCAAGUACGGCCAAUUAGUGUUCAGCAGAGACCGAGUGAGAAGCUGCCUAGCGCAGGUCGAGGACGAUUGGCGAAAUGUCGCCGACUCGCGCAACCGUGACGUGAUGACCGAAAAAGCCAAAACUGGCAGACGCUUGCUCGUAAUAUGCGCUAUAUUCAUGUACUCCACCGGGGUGUCCUUUCGGACAAUCAUACCGUUGUCCCGUGGGAAGAUCGUCACCGAACAGAACAUCACGAUCAGGCACCUACCGUGCCCAAAUUAUUUUGUUCUAUUCGACGUGCAGCUCAGCCCCGCUUACGAGAUCGUAUUCCUCAUGCAGUUCUUCUCGGGAGUAGUCAAAUGCACAGUCACGACUGCAGUGUGCGGCCUUGCGGGCCUCUGCGUGAUGCACGUUUGCGCGCAGCUGGAGAUACUGAUGGUCCUGAUGAACAAUCUGGUAAACGAACGAGAACUUAAAAAUGUUAACGAGAGAUUGGCCAUUAUUGUAAAGCAUCAGAUCAAAGCGCGAAAUUUCUUGCAACUGGUGCAGAACACCAUACAAUAUACAAGUCUACUGGAAGUUAUAGGAUGCACCAUAAUCGUAUGCCUCUUAGGGUAUUUUGUUAUUAUGGAAUGGGAGGACAACAAUUCAAUAGCACUAUGUUCGUAUCUCAUUGGUCUCACAUCGAUUAGCUUCAACAUUUUCAUCUUUUGCUUCAUUGGCGAACAACUUUCGACAAAGGGAGAGAAAGUGGCAUUAACAGCGUGCACAUUGGAGUGGUACCGUCUUCCUGACGCGAAAGCACGAUCGCUGAUAUUAAUUAUGAUCAUGUCGAAUUUACCGACGAAGAUUAGAGGAGGAAAGUUCAUGGAUCUUUCCUUGAGGACGUUCGGCAAUGUCGUUAGAACGGCCGUAGCAUACUUAAAUCUCCUUCGCUCUGUUGUUGGCUAAAUUUGAAUAGUAGUUAUACGUAAAUGCGUAAAUGUAGUCUUCAAAGAAAUAUGUAAUGUUGAAAUAAAACUGGCAAAAGUACGUAAUUUC